GGCGCGAUGCACAUACAAGCUGGUAUCGUAAUACGACUAAAUAAUAAAACCAACGAAGAAGAAGAAGAAGCCGAGCAUCACAACAACACUGCUAGCUCCGUUAGCUCGAAGGAAAAGCGAACUUUAUUUUUUCUUCUGGUUUGGGACAUAUUAACAGGUACGCUGGAAUUUUCUGAUACCCACUCGGACAUGUCCUAUGUCUUCAUCAACGACUCGUCGCAGACCAACGUGCCUCUGCUGCAGGCCUGCAUUGAUGGAGACCUGCCGUUCGCCAAGAGGCUCCUCGAGACGGGAUGUGACCCCAACAUCCGUGACAACCGCGGCCGCACCGGCCUGCACCUAGCCGCUGCCCGGGGGAACGUGGACAUCUGCCGCCUCCUGCACAAGUUCGGGGCCGAUCUGUUGGCGACGGAUUAUCAAGGGAACACGGCGCUGCAUCUGUGUGGACACGUGGACACUAUACAGUUCCUGGUGUCCAACGGGCUGAAGAUCGAUAUCUGUAACCACAAUGGCUCGACCCCACUGGUGCUGGCGAAGAGACGUGGCGUCAACAAGGACGCCAUUCGUCUGCUGGAAGGCCUGGAGGAGCAGGAGGUGAAGGGCUUCAACAGAGGACCACACUCCAAACUGGAGACCAUGCAGAUGGCUGACAGUGAGAGCGCAAUGGAGAGCCACUCUUUACUCAACCCCAACCUGCAGAGCAGCGAGGGCGUCCUCUCCAGCUUCAGGACCACCUGGCAGGAGUUUGUGGAGGAUCUGGGCUUCUGGAGGGUCCUGCUGCUGCUCGUCGUCAUCGCCCUCCUCUCACUGGGCAUCGCCUACUACGUCAGCGGCGUCCUGCCUUUCUCCACCAGCCAGCUGGAGCUGGUGCACUGAAGGGACAGGAUGGUGAAGAAGAAGGAGAAGCAUGGGGUAGAAAAAUUUAAGAAGUGAAGUUCUUGCUAACGGCUGUGUUUGUACCAGAACAGAAAUUCCAGAUUUUUGUUUAUUUGCAGCCCAGAUCUCUUCAUUUAUUCGGUUUGUCUCGACAGCAAAACAUCAUCUCGUGUUAUUGGUAGAAAAGAAGUGAAACAAGAACAAAACCCACUGUUUCGAUUAGAAAAAAGGUCUCCUACUAAUUGUGAGAACAUGUUGGUCUAACAUAUCCCCCUUUUAAAAAUGAGAUCACGGUUGAAGCUACUAAAGAGAGAGUACUGACUCGGAGUGAGAAAACGUGUCACUUGUUGACAUUUCCUUGUGUAACACCUUUAUAUUUCCGUCUUUGUUCUGUUACAAGCUGUAUAUUGCCAACAUUUUUUUGUAUCCUUUAUUUUCUUAUCCGUCUGUUGUGACGCUGUUAUUUAUCAAAUGUCCUCUGUAUUAAUUUUUUUCCUGCAUAUACAUGUAUGUUUUAUUCUUCCAAACCUUUUUGAGUUUGUCAUUUAAUCGAUCUCUUAUUCCCCCCGACUGAAUCUGUUGAGUUGCGAUAGCCGAAUGUUUGCAUCAUGCAGGAGAUCGUCGUUUCGUCUGCUUCCACCCGGAUUAGAAAAGCACCUCGACUGUGUUGCCUUCUUCUUUGGGAGACCGCUUCAUGUUUCACUGCAGCAGCUCUUUUUAAGACAUUCCCGCCCAAGAAGCAUGCGGCUUUUGAUGCGUUCAGACCCACCGUGGCGUCGGCACAGCGCCCCUAAACUGUAGGGUUACUAUCCCGUCAACGAUUUAUAUUGUUUUUGUUGUAUUGUUCAUUUUAUCUCCAUGUAGAUUUUUUUUUAUUUGUCGUUGGUUUUCCACUGCUGAUUGUCAGUGUACAAUAACACAUUCAAAGUGAAAAAAAAAAUCCUUAUUUAAUGUGGGAAAUGAAUAAACUGAUGUGUAUGUAUGAUUCUAAUCAACAAGA
Molecule: messenger RNA, 1876 nt
Organism: Acanthopagrus latus (yellowfin seabream)
Lineage: Eukaryota; Metazoa; Chordata; Actinopteri; Spariformes; Sparidae
Gene: ankrd46b
Product: ankyrin repeat domain 46b
Exons: 4
Coding region: 7-876 (289 amino acids)
Molecular function (GO): protein binding
Source: RefSeq, a predicted model, not a curated record